ACCUAAUCACCUCACUGAAUUAAGGAUAUUUAAUAUAAUUUCUUCUAAUAAAAACUAAUAAAUUAAUGGUGAUGGUCAUUACGCGGUCUUGUAAUUCUAGUUAGCACUCCCUCCCAAAAGAAAAUAUACAAAUACACCUUAAGGAAACAAAUGCACUCAUAAAACACUCUCCGCUCUGAACACUGAUCAGACUCGUCCCGUUUAGAGCUCCACGUACAAGUACCCACAGAAUAUUACAAAUUGAAAUUGCAAAUCGAUUUAUAAUUAAAUCCAUUCAUAAAUUAAAUCUUUUUUAAAACCCUAAAGCUAUUAUAUCGCAGCAACAAUGCCGCAAGUGAGGAUUAUAGCGAAAAAUUUUAUGGACAUGGUAGCCUCUCUGACCGCCAGGGACCUCGAAAAGCUCUACGACAAUCCCUUCAUUUGCGAAGCCAUUCUCAGGUCACUGCCCCCUCUCGCAAAGAAGUAUGUAUUAGAAAUGUUGUAUAUGGAUUCUGCGUUACCCGCGAAGUCGGUGGAGGAAUGGGUACUGUCAGAUGGGUUCACUAAGCACAGAGUUUCCAUUGAUCGGUUGGUUCAGUUGAGAAUAUUUACAGAGGAAAAGAAGAAGGAAACCAGUUACAAAUUAAAUCCAACUUUCCAGGCUAACCUUCAAAAGCAUUUGAUAUAUGGUGGAGCUUUGCCAAGGGAACCAAUGCCUUCAAAUGUUACUGUGAGGCUCCCAAGCUUGGAGGAACUUGAGGCCUAUGCCCUUGGACAGUGGGAGUGUUUCUUGCUGCAACUUAUUAGUUCCUCACAAGCUGAAAAGGCAACAAAUUUCAGCUCUUCCAUGAUGAAGGUUUUUCAGCGAGGACUUUUAACUCAAAGGGAUAAAGAAUCCCCAAGAUUAACCGAGAGCGGUUUUCAAUUUUUGCUGAUGGAUACCAAUGCGCAGCUCUGGUACAUUGUUAGAGAAUAUAUCACCAAUUCUCAGGUAUGAUCUCCUGAGAUUCUUUAAGGUGGUUCUGUCAGCAUUGAACUUCUAUGAGUCCUUGCUAUUAAUAUUACAGUAUGACUGGUGUAUCCUUUUUAGUAAAAAACUUAAGUUAUCAUUUAUAGAGAUCGAAGGCAAUCGCAAAGAACUGACUAAAUGCCAAGGGUGUGUUAACUAUACUUUUCAUUUUCAAUUUUUUCCUUUUUUUUUCCCUUGAAAAUGUUGGUACUCAGUCACUUGACCAAUUU
Molecule: messenger RNA, 1218 nt
Organism: Pistacia vera
Lineage: Eukaryota; Viridiplantae; Streptophyta; Magnoliopsida; Sapindales; Anacardiaceae
Product: general transcription and DNA repair factor IIH subunit TFB2-like
Exons: 7
Coding region: 326-976 (216 amino acids)
Biological process (GO): nucleotide-excision repair
Cellular component (GO): transcription factor TFIIH core complex; transcription factor TFIIH holo complex
Molecular function (GO): ATPase activator activity; double-stranded DNA binding
Source: RefSeq, a predicted model, not a curated record